This is a messenger RNA of Phymastichus coffea, 654 nucleotides long. RefSeq lists its product as uncharacterized. The coding region runs from base 110 to 502 and encodes 130 amino acids. Gene Ontology annotation, molecular function: odorant binding. Lineage: Eukaryota; Metazoa; Arthropoda; Insecta; Hymenoptera; Eulophidae. The transcript has 5 exons. The record is from RefSeq and is a predicted model, not a curated record.
AUAUAAAUUGCAGCGUCGACGCGCACCUCGCGCAAUUCCAGCGUUGGAUCGUUGGCUUCACUUUUCUUUUUUUCUUUCGCGCGUUUCGACUACUCUCACGCUUUCUGAGAUGAAGUGCGUCUUUGCGGUGCUUUGCGGCUUCCUCGUAAUGGGCUAUACCUACUGCAUGGAUCUUCAAUUCUCAAAUCAAAUGAAAGAAUGUGCAAGCGAAAUGGGAAUCUCUCCGGACCAAGUGCUGGACAUGGCUGAAAAAAAUGACCCACAAUCAGACUGCGUCCGUGCGUGUGUGCUGAAAAAGCUUGGUGCUCUAACAAACGGAAUCCUAGACAAAAGUGUUUUGCUAUCUCUUUUGGAUCAAAAUAAAGACAGUGUGUCUAAUUACGAUCAACUGCGCAAUAACAUCGAGACGUGUUUCACCGAAGCUACGAGUACAGGAUCGACCGAUCACUGUCAAGUAGGCGGAAAAUUCGGUAGCUGCAUGAAGGAUCACGCGACAGGUUAACUACUUCUCAAUUUACGAUACGUACCUAUUACAUAUGUGGUUCUCCGAGUGUCUUUCUAUUAUAUUCACUUCACGUGCAUUGCAGUAAAAAAAAUACAAAAAAAAAAUAUAAUACACCACGUACACGCAACUUAUAAAGACUUAUUUUUAUG